Messenger RNA from Schistosoma haematobium, 1501 nucleotides. RefSeq names its product Laminin subunit gamma-1. Bases 517 to 918 code for a protein of 133 amino acids. NCBI's taxonomy places the organism in Eukaryota, Metazoa, Platyhelminthes, Trematoda, Strigeidida, Schistosomatidae. The transcript has 4 exons. The record is from RefSeq and is a predicted model, not a curated record.
AGAUUUUGUGACCAUUCAAGAUUAUUUAGCUAAGGUGUAGUAAUAAAGCUAAAACGGUUAUGAAAUAUGAUCAUAAAUCUCCCAAUGAUAUAUAUGUAUAGUACCAGUUUAAUAAUGUACUGUAAAACAUUUAAAAGAACCGAACAAUUCAAUGUUAUUGAGAUGAACGUUAAUAGAUAAAAUAAAACGUUAUUAAAGAUGUAAUUAGUAACUUGGUUUAUCAAGUGCCGCGUCUAAUUUUUCGAACGAAAUGUAGUCAGAAUUGUACAAAGUAAGCGUUCAUUUUCAGUUAUUUAUAAAAACAAAUAAGUGAUAAACUGGAGAUACUUUACCGCCACACAUCCCGCAUCAAAGGAAAUCAUGAACUAACAAAGCAUAUUCAUGUUGAAUUUUCAAACAACAGCCAAUUUCAAAGUGCAUUUAUUGAGCAGUAAAUUUCAUAACCACUUUUGCGUUGGUGAAUAAUAAAUUCUCAGAAUAAAUGCUUGAUUGGAUUGGAUAUAAAAGAAAGCUUUCAUGAGACUAGAUGAUUGGGACUUCGCAAAUGAUUUGGCUUUUCUAUCCCAAACACAUCAACAAAUACAGGUUACGACAAAUAGUGUAGCAGCAGCCUCAGCAUUAGUAAGUCUCAACAUACAUAGAAGAAAAGGCAAGAUACUCAAAUACAACACGGAGAACGCCAACCCAAUCAUACUUGAUGGAGAAACUCUGGAAGAUGUGGAGAGUUUCACUUAUCUGGAUAGCAUCGUCGAUAAACAAGGAAAAUAUGAUGCAGAUGUGAAGACAAGAAAUGGAAAAGCAAGCAUACCAUCCAUACAGUUAAACAAAAUAUGGAACUCAAUACGACUGUCUGCUAACCAACAUCAAAGUCACAAUCUUCAAUACGAACGUCAACACAGUUCUACUGUAUGGAGCUGAAACGUGGAAAACUACCACAACCAUCAUCAAGAAGAUAUAAGUAGUAUGCUACACCGAUAAGAAGCGGAAUUCUUGUUAAAAGAAGGUCGAGAAAAAUGGAGUAAAGAAAACAAGUAGGAGAACACAAAGAAAUUGAAAAUUGGAAGAAUCAUGAUGGAUGUGAAGGAUAAUUGAUGGACGAUUUUCAAAUGAAGUUUUUAAUGCAUAGUUUUCAAAUUUUACGAAAGAACUCUGUAAUUUUGUGAUAAACAACUAAUUACUUUUCCCCACCUAAGCGUUUGUUCACCACAUUACCACAUCCAUGCUUAUACUAUUGAGAUACAAGUAAAUGACACACCAAUGUUAUUCAAUAAAUAUUUCGAAGUGUUUAGUGUUUUUUAUAUAAGUAUUGGUAUAAUUAUAUGUAUUAAAACAUGAAAAGGAUCUAUUUUGAGAAUAACGGCUCAAUUCUACGACGCCCCAAACAAGCGUAGUCAAUCAACGCAAAGAAUCUACAUAUGGAAACCAGCCUCUUUAUUUUUCUGUGAAGUUAUUAGGUACAACAGUUAUUUUUCUAAACAUUUCAAUAAAAAUCAGUAACCGA